AUGUCGUCGAAACAUGAUAUCCCCCAGCUUGGGCUUUGGGAAAGAGCAGAUAUCCCAUUCAUGCACUUGUCAGUGUACGCCAGCAUGGUGUAUGCUGCCAUUACCGGUGUUUUCCGGGGCAAAGGAAGCCCCAAACGCUACGAUCACCAUGUUCUGACAGCCGUAUUUCGGAAAGUGAUUGAUCGUAGGUCAGAUCGGCAGAUACAGUAUCUGACUCCCCCCACUUCAGUCGCCUACGCAGAUGUCAUGAAGAAGCGUGGUCUCGAACCCGAGACCGUCGCCCUCCCACAUGACGUAGAGGGCCACUGGAUCGGAAAUAAAGACGCCAAGAACGUGAUUAUAUACUAUCACGGUGGUGGUUUCGCCAUGCCCGCCAUUGCUGCAUACUUCGAAUUCUGGCUGGAGAUGUUGAAAGCCUUGAACGAAACCGGCCAUGACCUAGCCGUUUUCUUCCCCCGGUACACGCUAACCCCACACGCGACGUACCCAACCCAACUCCGCCAAGCCGUCGAGGCCCUGCGCUACAUCAUCAACGAGACGGGCCGCUCACCCGCCAACGUGAUUAUCGGUGGGGACUCCGCGGGCGGGAACCUGACUACCGCGACACUGCUGCACUUAUCUCACCCGCACCCCGAGAUCGAGCCUUUGACGCUGUCGACGCCAUUGGCGGGCGCGUUUACAUACGCGCCCUGGAUUCAAUUUAGUACAGAGUGGCCGUCGAUGAAGGAGAAUCAGUGGAAGGAUAUUGUUACCGCGCCUACUUUGACCAGGUGGUCUGAUUCGUAUCGAGCGGACAAACAGGCGGAUAAUUGGAAUGAGCCGUUUAAUGCGCCGGCUGAGUGGUGGAGUGGUGUUAAGGCGGAGAAGAUUUUGGUCCUUGUUGGUGGGGAUGAGAUCUUGCUUUCGCCUAUUCAGGAGUUUGUGAAGAAGAUUAAGUCGGUUUAUGAGGAGAUUACUCUUGUUGUUGGGCAGGAUGAGUCGCAUGAUGCGCCGUUUUAUACUAUGACCAAGGAGGACUCUCAGACUAAGACGGAGUUGCGGCGAUGGUUGGCUGCUCGGUUGUGA
This is a messenger RNA of Penicillium robsamsonii, 1065 nucleotides long. Its product is annotated as putative 6-hexanolactone hydrolase. The record is from RefSeq and is a predicted model, not a curated record. Gene Ontology annotation, molecular function: hydrolase activity. The coding region runs from base 1 to 1065 and encodes 354 amino acids. The transcript has 3 exons. NCBI's taxonomy places the organism in Eukaryota, Fungi, Ascomycota, Eurotiomycetes, Eurotiales, Aspergillaceae.